Molecule: messenger RNA, 17017 nt
Organism: Megalopta genalis
Lineage: Eukaryota; Metazoa; Arthropoda; Insecta; Hymenoptera; Halictidae
Biological process (GO): mRNA stabilization; meiotic cell cycle; male meiosis I
Cellular component (GO): nucleus; cytoplasm
Source: RefSeq, a predicted model, not a curated record
UAGUACAAUAACCGCAGUUCCAUCUACAUUCUGCCCUGUCGCCAGAUACACUACAUACAUAUGUAGUGAGCUCUGAAGAAAAUGUGUAGGUUGGUGUAGUACUGUAGUUGACUGUAGUUGUGCGCACUGCUGGGAGGAUAGACGCACAAGUGAACGGGUGAUGGCAAGGAGUAGAGGUGAUUUUUAGUGAUCUUUAACAAAUGGCUCUGUCCGAGGUGCACAAUUUAGCUGCAAUUAUCGGCAACAAUGGUUUUGCAGUUAACAAGAACAACAUGGUUGAACGUAACAUUAGCAUGUUGGAACCACAAAACAAUUAUCCAGCUGAUCGUUGUAACGCAGACUAUAACUAUUGGAAUUAUGAUUUAAUGGAGCGUAAUGCACAGAAAAAUAUAAAUAUGGAGGAUGAAGAUGGCCAGGAUUUAAACAAUCCUAUGGUAAAUGAUUUGGUCUCAAAAAUCCUUGAUGAUGAUUCGAUUGUCAGUGAUAAUGUCCAGAGUAAUAGUUAUAACGGCAAUAUUAAAUAUCGCUCGGAGACACAAUCCUCUAUCAUGGAUAGGAAAAUAGAGAGUAGCAUGGACUUAAAUUUGGCUGCUCUAGAUCACUUUAAUAUACAUUCUACAUUCAGCAAAUUACAGAACAGUGUUUCCAGCAAUACUAAACCUGAAUGUAAUUAUAAUAACAUUUGUGGAGAACUGAAAACAUUGAGUCUCAAUACAUGUGGGGUACAAUUACCAGAUCAAAAGAAUUUAUACAGUAACGGAGUUAAUGCAUAUCCGAGUAUAUACCCAUCUGAUUCACAGUCGUACAUGUUACGUUCAAAUGAUGAGAAUUCAUGUAUCAGUAGAAGUACCAUGCCCCUAUGUAAUGAUUUGUUAACAACAACGAAUGAGACCAAUUCAAGCAAACAAUCUAAUUGGUCAGAGAAUUUGUCCUCCGUGGGAUGUACCACGGAUUUAUUUGGAAAUUAUCAACGAAUACAAAAUUGCACAAAUCCAGACCUGAACAUUAAUAUGGCUUUAACAUUGGCAUUAGAUUCUCCUGAUCCAAUUACCCUCAACGAGCUGGAAUAUAAUAACAUUGGACAAAAUGGCACCACCAAUACUUAUAAUAAUCCAUCAGCUGCUAUGCAUGAUUUGUACAGCAUGACUGCCAGUAAUCAAAGUUAUAGACCAAGUUCGGCAAUGACUGAUUUGAGCAUUGAUUCUGGUUUCCUCUCGAAUUCUCCAUUGCAACAUUUUUCUCCGGCUGAUACGAACUUGCACAAUUGUUUUGGGAAUAAUAUACAACGCGGUAGUGCCGGCGAUUAUAAGGAUUUACAAGACUCGGGUAGAUUAAGCAUGGCAAAUAUCUCUAUACCAAACGAACAAUUUCAAUUUUUGCAACAAGCUCGUACUUACAAGUUGGAUCAAGCUGUGGACCAAGAAUACAAACAACUGAUCGAUUAUUAUCCAGGUGUAAAUGACAUCACCACGACGUCAAUCAAUAGCUUAGAUACGAAUGAUAACUGUCUUUUGGGUAACGAUUACAGAAUCGACAACAAUCUGUUGAAAAUUAUCAGUCCAAAAUCUAAGACUAUGGAGACCAAGACAUAUUCACCGAUCGGAUUUCCAAAGAAUUUAAGCUCACGACAUGCGCACCAGUCAAUUGCGAAAUACGGAUACCAUAAUUAUCAACCUUACACUGCCAACAGCGGCGAGGCUUUAAAAAUGCUACCACAGAGCUCUGCAUCGUAUCACGACUUGAAACAGCCUAACUGUACGUACAAAAUGGAAGGACUAGAUCUCACCAAAAAAAUAGCUUUUCCUUCCGUAAACCAUUUGACCAAUCAAAUCCCAGGGUCCUCAAUGAACAAGGAUACUUUUAAUUACAUUGUAAAGCAACGACAUCACAUACCAAGAAUACAGAAUGCUCCUGGCGUCUCUUCCGGAAAUGUUCUAUUCAAUUCAGGAAUAGUACCGAAUCCGAGCACAGUCAGAUCUGGAGUGUUUCCAUCAGUGAUGCCAGUUCCUGUACAACUUCCAGCUCCACGCUUGUUUUCUGUGUUCUACGGUGGAAGCUUGAGUCUUCGAAAUGGAAGUUAUAUAGCCAGAAGAACAGCUCCUUCGAGUAUACUUCAUUUCAGAUUGGAACAGACUUAUAAGCAGUUCAAACAACUAGAGAAGGAGCGAAAAAAAUGUGAGGCUGGAUUAGCUGCUCAUUUCCCUGGCAAAAGAGUUACGAGUGCAAACAAUAUACCCGUUCCUCGCCUUCAAGGAAACCCGUCACGUGUCGAUCGUUUAAUUAUCGACUAUUUAAAAGAACACGCACGUGUUAUUACAUUGAUUGCGAAAAUGGAACGACUGCGAGGGACCACAAUGAAUCAACGCGUGCACAAAGCUAUGGAGAACUGGUUGGAAGCAAUAAAAUUCGUCCAAGAAUGCCGUAAACGAGAAAUCGCCAAUGCAACAAAAUGUCAAAAAGAGAAUCCAACGUGUAUUCCUGUAUAUAAUGACAAUGAUAUACUAAAUCUGUCUGCCAGCGUCUAUGAAUUGACAAAGGCAACUCGGUACGCGCGAACCGGUAUGUAUAACGCGCUGCAGGCAACGCUGCUAUACGACUUGGAUAUCGAGAGAAAGGUCGUCGAGUCCUCGAAGGAUCCGGUCCUUGUGAUAAAACGCAAUGAAAGUCAGGUAGGAACCGAGAUCGGCGACUACUCGAACUGUACCUAGCAAAAUUUCGAGAGGCGGUUCGCCGAUAUGCGAACAAAACAAAAGCCGUGUGUCCAGCAGCUUUUUACCUACGUAUAUCCGUGUUACGUUACCGAGAAAGCUUCAGCUGGCGUUUUAUCAUAAUUUUAUCGCUGGAAUAACGGAAACAAAAAAAUGCCGCCCACUAAUUGCAGAAACUAAAAAAGAAACCUUCAGAGCAUCAUUACGGAAAUAGUACGCGUACUCACGCCAAAAAAAAAAUAAUAGGAGGGAUGAGGUUGGGAAUGGGGCUGGGAGGGGGACAAAAGAACCGUAGGCGUGUCUACUUUUUACAAGUUAAUAGCCACUCCAUAGUUUUCUACUGUACAUAUUUUUAUCCCUACUAUAGUACAGUCCUCGGGAGUGUCAGUUCUGGUAUCUAAUACUUGUGAUCCAAUCAUCUAUAUCGUAUGUCGCACUUUCAAAGUGAUUUCGCUUGUUCUUCGCUGACAGACUUAACGGAGUAACUUAGUAAAGAGGGGCGGGAGUGAGAGGGAUGAAACGAAGUACGACAACCGUGGACAUUUUUAUCUUUGGGUGUGCUGGUCUCUCGCGUGUCUCACGAAUGCCAAAGAUAAUCGUUUCGACAUAAGCGGAGGAAUCCGUCGGGGGUGCGGUAAACGAAGAACAAGAUUGCUCAGACGUACUAGUGGUAACAAACAAAUAUAUAUAUACUUAAGUAUAUGUAUAUUCUAUCGGGGUAUAUGUAUAUAUAUAUUUGUUUGCAAGAAUCUCAAACUAUUACUCGUUUGCGAAUGUGUCAUAGGUUAGCCGUUCUAAACAUAGGCUAAAUUUUACCAAUAUAUUUGUUCAGACGCGCUAGACAGUAAUUUCCUAGACUAGUUCAAUGUGGCCUUCCUUAAAUGUGUGACCCAAAAUGUGUGUCGGGUAGCUGAUCGUCUUGGAUACUUUCGGAAAAGAACGUCUCGAGAACUGACGAGGCGAUAGCCAUCGAUAUCGAUUCCUCUUUGCUCUUCAAUCCGCGAGCUAUAAUAGAGCACAGCCUUCGAUCCGAUCGGUGAAUAGUUAAUUAGAUUCGAGAAAGCGAACGAUGUCCACUGUGUGACGCUACGCGCGAAUUUCUAUGCCGAGACGAGGAAUUUCCUAAUUCGUGUACUUGCUAUCAUAAACACCGUGCUCCGACGAGUACGCGUACAACAUAAGAUACAUGCAGAAUUUUUUAGGCACGCGCGUAUGCGAAACUCCAUUACUAUUCCAACCAUACUCAGUAUGUAUCAUGUAUGUAUAUACACAUGGUGCCGUCGAAAAGUCUUCGGUCUAAUGUUUUUCGAGACGUAUCAAUGAUACAAUUUUCUUUCUACCGGUUGGUCUAGUAAACGUAAAACUUUUGCUACCUCCAACAUCGAGUACAUCGAUUUCCGUGAAAUCGUUCGUUUAUGUCGCGUCUUUAAAUUCAGUACGUUUUCUAUGCUUAUCAGUUUUCUUUUCGAAUUUUUUUCUUUUUUUUUCUUUUUGCUACCAUCAAUUCAAAUUUUGCCGAAAUAGGUCGAGUAGUUUGUUCGUGUCACACGUUUGAUUUUAAUAAGCUUUUUACGGUUACCACGAUUUUUCACGUGAAGCAAACGUCUACGUUUGAUCUUAAUUGAAACAAGACUAAGCAUAGAAGGAUUUCUUACCUAAGGAUUUGAUGACCGCUUUUGAUAUUCGCCGUCUUCUCUCUUUGAUUCUAUCGUCCGUCAUCGAUUUAGAACAAUGCGUCAAUGGUUUUAAGUGAAAUUAAAAAGGAGAGGUAAUUUGACUUCAAUAAAGAGUUGUACGAGUACUUCGAAGUUUAUAUUUUGGAGAGAAGACAUCUAUUUUCAAUUAGUCCGGAAACUUUCCAAAUGCACCAAGUAUAUAUAUAUACAUAUACAAUACUCCUUUAUCCGAAUAUUUAUUUCUGUAAUAGCUUGGUAUCCAAACGUUCUAUUAUCUAAUCAUUGCAUUAUUUACACAUACAUUAUCAUCUACUAGGGAACUUGAAUGCAAUUUUUAGAUAAUAGAAUGUUUUUGUAUCAGGAUAUUACAAAAAUAAACCUUCGGAUGAGAGAGUCUCUACUGUAUUUAUGUGUACGUUCUAGACAAAUCAGUUAGUUUUAUAUGUCCGACUUAAUGUUCAGCAUUUUCGAUUUACAUUUUUUCAAUAUGUUUCGCAAUGACCAUAAUGCAUCAUUAAGAGAGUUUUAACGUUUACAGAACUGUACACAAAAGUCCGUUUUAAUUGGAAGUUGUGACUACAUCGCGAACUCACGUCCGCGGGAAACAUCGACUUAUAAUCUUUUUCCUUCGUUUUAUUUUAUCCGUUGGAGAGCUGGGCGUUCGUCGAUGUGCAAUGCUUUUUUUUUAUUGGUCGACUAAUAAAAAUAUCAAUUGCAAAAAGCAGAAACCAAAUUUCUACUAUUGUAAAUUUUAGUUAUUUUCUUUGCAAACGUAUACAGUUUCAUACGAAACUUCAUAUUUUCAGCCGAAGUUAAGAAAACUACGAAAGAUUGUUUAAAAAAGAAACAAAUGAACAAAUUGCAUAACAAUUUUUACACUUCGACGUGGACCACUCCAUUUGAUUGGUCGCUUAAAUUUUAGAAUAAAAAUCUGGUUUCAAAAUGCAAUCGUCAAUUAUUAACUACAUCGAGCGUUGCCCAGCUCUCCCACGAAGAUAUUUGCACAACGACAACGAGAUAGUACUUCUUCAUCUAAUUCUUUAUUGUCCACAAGUUCUUCUCCGAUAACCUUAAGCUUGAUCAAUCGGCCUGUAUUAAUGUUAGAAUGCUCGAAAUCGUUCUCACACUCGAUGGAUUUUUUAGCCCUUGAGCGGCGAUGCCUGAAAUUAUCCGAGAGCACGAGCACUCAAUCUCUGACAAUCUAUUCGAACGGAAAUCUGUUGCAUCACACCAGCCGUGUACAAUUGGAAGCUGAAAAUAUGCCAGCCAACAAAAAAGAAGCUCAGACUCGUUGACGGAGUACUUUAAUUCUAUGUGUCCGACACCGAAAGCUUGUCCUCCUGAUCUAACGUCAAUCUCGGUCAGUAUCAUUUUCUCAGUUUCCACUAUUAUUUGUCAAAACGGCCCGUCAUUCGAGGGUUAACACGAUCGGUCUGUGUACACGUAUGUGUUGAUGUUCAAGCUGCACGUAAUCAGCGUCCGUGCGACAAUAAAGUCCGGGGAAGGUGCUCGCAGGUUCGGAACACAGUUCCCGGACUGUUUUUGUUGCUCAUCGCAGUACAAAUUCUUCUGGCAACCACGGACAAAAUUGUUUGACACUUGAUAGAGAGAUGUUUUCCGUUUUUCUGUUUUCGUUUCUUUCUCCCUUUUGCGAGCAAAGAGGACGUGUUCGUUGUGACGUCGAUGAUAGGCUAGAAACAAGUGAGAGCAAGUAGUAUGAUUGCAGGGCCAUUCCCGCAAAGAUAUACCGGCGCUGUCGAGUUUCCUAGCGGGCUGUGCAAGAUUGAAAACUCGCUUCCACGCAACGCGUAAUUAUCGGGGACCACGUGAAACAUCGUCUCCGUGCAUCAGCACUCCCUAGGAUGCCUUGUUUCCUUGUAUUUCUAGUUUCCAUUCGGUUGCGACUGGUGUUCUAGCUCAACCUUUUCACGUCCCUCCCUGUCCCCCCCCUUGGGUUGUCUUCCCGCCGACGGGGAAAGCGGGAAUAAGAGGACGGAUUCGUGUUCCUCGGGUCUCUGCCAAGCCCGAGCGCGUGUCCUGGAUCGAAAGUAUAGGCUUAGAGGGAACCGGGAGAGUAUACACGCGAUACGCGUACGUUAGGGUAGGAUAGGAUUAUCGAGUGCUCACAAGCGUACAAUGAACAGGUUGCAUUGCAUUAGGGUCGCGAACGACAGCCAGCGCUUUACAGUUUCCUUCCGCAUUUGUCGACGUAUAUUAUAUUGUAACUGUGAUAUAUAUAAUGCCAAUUUGUACAUACAGACCGUCUGAGAACCGCAGAGCCCGCGACGACCGCGGCCGAUCCGUCAGUUGUUCUCUUCUUUUCGGUGUUUUCCGCUUCGCGAGUCACGCUUUGCUGUUAUCCGUGUGACACAGAGGGAUGUGAUACCGUUAGAUGAGCGCGUUUUGAUGGACGCUCGCAUCACUUAAUCUAUACGGGAAUAGGUACUUAUAGCUGGAAUGCCGUCAAUAUCGUGCAAUCAUCCGAAUUAUGUGGUGCACUCGAAGACCCCACGAACGACCUCUGAAUUCGUGACGUACGACCGCCGGCGGCGGCGGGUCUGUCCAGUUUACUUAUUCGUUGGUAUCGUUCCACACUCUUCGUUGCCCUUUGAACUUCAAAGAACUGAUGUACAUAGGUUUCGCAAUGCUUCAGAAAAUCCUCCAUCCGGCAGAAAAAAUAUUGUCCGUAGUCAGUAUCCGCGCGAUUUCGUGUUCUCCUUCCGCUCUGGAUUCUAUCGGAUUGCUGCACAAGAUCCGCUCGGUACGAAGUUCAACCAGGGAAUACGCCUAUGCUGCUGGUCCAAGCGAUGAUUCUUGGCACAAGGGCUUUGAAUUUCGAACUGAAUUGUUCAUUUGAAACGAAAACAACCUUCCACUAAAUUGAAACGUUUCAGGUGCAUUUGGAAUAUCAGCAGAGGCCAUGCUUGGAUUUCAGUGAAAAUCGCGGUUGGAACGUAAUCGUUGGGACUUAUAUCGUCAUCGAUCUAAUAAUGCCGAAGGAUCGAAGGAAAAGAGUCGUCGAGUGUGCAGACUCAGCGAGGCUCUGGUCAUAUCCCAUAUCCAUGAACAAGCAGAGUCAUCAAAUUAGCAUUGUUUAACCCUAACACAGCGCAGGUGUUUCAGGCAAUUGAGCUAUCGAUUAGAUGCAUUCGGUUCGUUCCUAUUUUCUCCAUUUUUCUGAUUUCAAAUAUUAUUCGAAUGACUUCAUUUUUUGUGAUCCCCGAUCUUGCUGAAAAUUGCCAACAAAAGCUUAAUCGGUCGAGACAUUGAAUAAAAGCUACCUUAAAAGAGACAUCCAAGAACGAAAGAUUGGUAGAUCAUAAUAGUCUCUCAAUUACAAAUUAGUUUAUCGAUCGAAGUUAUUCGCCAACAACUGAUUCGACGUUCUCGAAUGGCUGGACUGAGAUGAGCCCCAGACACUGCCAACGAAGGGUUACGCGUGUUCCGAGACUGAUAGGAGCUUCUGCAAGGAGAUAUUCAUUUAGAAGAGGCAUUUCUCGCAUCAUUGGCCACCGUGUCGAUUUCAUACUGCCAUUGCAUUCAUUUCCUAAUUGCUGAACUCUCUUGUACACGGCCUCGCUGGGUCUGCUAUCUUGCUGUAUUUAUCACUGUCGACUGACACUAACCAAAUACUGAGUUCGCGAGCCUCUGGUCACGUGGGAAAAAACUUCUAAUUAUUUUGGUUCGUCCAAUCUCCGUAUGAGAACACCUGUCUUUCCUUCCUCCUUUUUAAAGGACACAGAAAAUGCUUCUGCAUAAGGCUACAUAUACAAACAUAUGUGUGCAUGCGCACGUACACUAAGUGAUUACCUCGUGUCGUAUUUAUCAUACGCAGCAUCGUUAAGAAUAGAAACACUAUCUGCAUAGGUACGUGUUUGACAAUCCUAUUUAAAUUGCAUGUGAUAUUAUGUAUUACUGACUAGCAAAAUGUAUAUGUGUUUAUGUAUGCAUACAUGUGUGCGAGCUGUGUCGUCGACUCUGUCAAGGUGAGAAUUGUUCCGUUAAAUUCUUCAAAGAAAUGUACAAAUAAAAGGUUCUUCGAAAUUUACAUGGAACCAAUUUUAUUGCAUCGUCUUGUUUUCCAUGAGGGGAACUUGAAUUCCUGAAAAAUGUAAAAUUACGAUUUAUCAAUUCUAAAUCUCUCGCUAAAUUCGAGUUAUAUUUCGGUUCAAAGUUAUUGCUGCGCUAUUUACAUAUCGGGUGAAAUAUAAAUUGUAUUUUCUAGGGGCACAGUUAAGAUUUAAAAAAUUUGCAGGAUUCGACUCGGUCGUGUGAGAAAGAAUUCUUCGAAUUCGUCUCGUUGAUUGGAAACGUCGCGGCAAUAUUUCGGUGAACACGUUCGGAACACGACGGAGUCGGCGGGGCAGUUUAUGCGCCGUUAUUUAACAGCAUACACGUGCAUCGCGUAUGCUCGUACACAUGAACAAUAUGUAUAGGUAAAUAUAUGAGUGCUCAGGGCACGGUGAAGCUGCAAACGAAGAGAUUUCGAAAAGCGUCCAUGAACACGUGUACACAAAAGAGCAGACAAGGUAGUAACGAGGGGAAAAUUAGAGAAAAACCGACCAAUGUUUCACUCUGGAAACUGUCAGAGUGUAUUGUUAGUGUCGUAAGAUUACGAUUUCAUUGUCAAUCAGUCGCGUCGGGUACCGACGGUGGGGAAUCUAACAGACGGCGAUUUGAGACGGUAAAACGAACAGUAACAGCGACACAGAGGCUUCUGUUUUUCUUUUAAAUUGAUUUUUAAAAUUAACUUUCUUAACUUCUUGUUAACACUGAGGCGUAAUCGUCUGUAACAACCGCACCUCGAAACUAUCUUUUUCUUUCGCCGUGUUCAAUGUUUUCUUGAACAAACUUGAUAUAACAAAGAAUUUCCAAGUGCUCGUUAUUGCAACUAUAUUCCAAUAAUUUUAAUAUUUAAAAACGGAAGUACCUUGCGAAAUCGGAACAACUUCUUGUCAGACUUUAAAAGCGAUUACUCUUUUAUUUGAACACGUUGACUGCCAAUGUUUCUAGCGUUAGAUCGGUAUCGCGCCGGGGUACGAAGGUAUUCACUGUUAUUACGACCGCUGGCAAUGACGCUAGAACCGCCGGGCCCGUCUGUUAUUUAUACCAACGCCGACCAAAGUGGUUGCGACGCGUCAUCGAUGACUUCGUUGGUACACCGCGGUUAACGAUUUGCUUGUAAUUCGCCGAUUCAUCCGUCUCGACACGAAUCGCGAGUCGUUGAUCGUUCGACUUGCAUUCUGUCGGCUUCGUAAUGCUUAAAUGGUGAAACUAAAUUGACCCUCGAACGACGAAUCUCACGGCAAACGACCGCUCGUGCUCUUAACGCAGAUCCAUCGAGGAGCAACUACGAUUCCAAAAAAUUGCCUCCUCUCUUUAACUUGCAUCGAUUGUCCGUGAAAUCGAUCUUCGAUUAAGCUGUCAAGCGUACAACCGGGGAGUUAUACUACGAGAUUCAAAGACCCGCGAUUUAGUUCAAAAAGAUGCAACGAAUACUGUUCGCGCGUCGUUCUAGAAUUAGUAUGAGCAUCGAGAAUCCGAUUGACCCUGUGUUCGCCGAUCGAGGGUCCAGCUUCUAGGUCUACGAAACGGUUCGAUGCGAGAUAAGAGGACAGGGUUGGUCGACGAGGAGUUAAUCGAUAAUACAUGGGAUCGAACUAAUCGAGUAGUUCUUGCCGGGAAUGGAUACGAUUCACUAUGUGGCACUAAUCGAAUAAUAACGCUACGCGCUCAAAGGUACUCUCAUCCGAGACUAAUUUCCACGGAACGAACAGACAUGCAUUCGUUCGUUGCAUGCUCUCUCGCUACGCAUCUGUCUCGUUGGGGUGGGACUGGGGGGGGGGGGUAGUGGGGGAGAGAUUUCUUGUACUUCUUUAUUUUCUACGUGUAUAAAAUAAUAACCGAAUGGCAGUUUUACAUUGUAGCCAAGGGAUUCACGCAUUUCUCGACUCAUAGCUCAACUACCACGGCCGCUAUUGCUUUUCUCGUACUUCUAUAUCGCGCAAACUUCCUGUUUUCCCUUCUGCAGAUCGGUUACACGCACACGCGGCGCACACGAAACAUUCUCUGUUAUCGCCGAGGAUAGAAAAGAGGAAUAUCUUGCUGUGCUUGGAACAUCGCUCGCUCCGCCUGUUUUAUCGAAACCCCGAUUGCAAUCUCGCGUGUUCGAACGUCUCGAGAGUGAUUUUUCACGUAUAUUCGCGGGUCGAUUUCGUAACGGCGAAUCACAGUGUACGGGACGCGUAUGCGAGUAGAUACGAUAAACGAAGGGGGGGAAAAGGUGCAGGUUUUGCGCACCGUUAGACGACCGAUGUACAUACGUAGCUCGUUUUAGAACGACUAGGGGCUGCAUAGGCUAGUUUCUAGAACGAUAUCGGUGUAACCAUGUCUUUUCUUAGCGCUCGGCAAGGAUGUAGUUCUGCUAGAGUUUUGAAAAAGAGUUCAAAGCGCCAGGCGUGUUAGAAAGUGUUUUCCAAGAAUCUGCCGCGCGGCGACGCGCAUUCGCUGUAUGAAAAUCGAAAGGAACUUUUUCUCUUUCGGGAAUUCCCGAGUUCGUUAUACGAGAUAUAUCGUACAGUAAUCGAGAUGCUGCCUAGAUCUCGAGAAACGACAGAAUAUAUUUACGAGAGCACAUUCGUAUAUGCGAUCGAUGUUUAUCUUUUUUAUGAGCGAACAGGUUCUUCUGGGAGGUAUGUAUGUAGUAGGGGACGGGUCUUACGAAUAUCGAUAGAGUUUUCAUUAACGCUCGUAAGAAUUCCGAUUUCUAGCGAAAAUUUCCGACUUAUCGAAACGGUUAGAGAAUUCCCAAAGCGUAGUUAAAAUUACUAGACAUAGUUUAAUAGGUCCGAGGACAUUGUUCGAAGUUUCGUAGCGGAGUGUGUGCGAUCGGUGCUGGAUCGAUCCGCGGUCCCCCCGGGGACCCUGACGACCGACGAAAAUCAAUACUCGACACGUGGUGUUCCUCUUUAAAGUUAGGCGUGAAAUUUCUCUGAGAACUAUUGCCGACCACCGGAAGGACGAUUCUUCAGUUUCCGUAAUUCGUUGGUUACCGUUAUCACUCGAUUAAGCAAUAGUCGGAUAUAUCUUGGAUUCUCGCCGGGUGCAAGCGCCAUCGGCCAACACGAUUUCUGCUAAUGUUUGCGCUUAGAAUUGAAUUUUAUUAAUUUGUUUCCCGCAGUCGGAACUGUGUGUUGUGUAGUCGUCUUUGUUGCGUCUGUCUUCAUCAUGAAAGCGUGAUAUAAUUGGUUCCAGAGUCAGAUGAUACAUCUCGGUGCAUGUAAUUUCAGAUGCCUAAAAAAAUUGAUUGUCUUCGAGGGGAAACGAUCUCUCCGACCUGAAACAUUUUCUAGUCAUCUUCGGUAUCGUACGGUUUCCGUGUAAUUUUAGCAUUUAGCAACCGCUACGCUUCUCGGCGAAAACAAUUUUUAAACCGAUACUCGUCGGCUGUUUUUAAAUUAUUCGUGGUUUUUAUUUAUUGUCUAUCGUAUUUAACGUGGUUUAAUGUUGGAACGCGCGCCAACGAAUCGUAGCGGAGGAGAGAUCGUUGAUCACGGAGAUCAAUUAUACACCUCCGAAGAUGAAACGUUAUAAUGGAAUGACAAGCUCCGUCGAGCUUGAGCCACUGAAAUCGCAACUGUUGCACCCAAUGAACGAUAAAGAAAAGAGUAACAAGGAAAAACAUUCUCGAGUUUAAUAAGAUUCUAUGUUAUAAGAUAUGGUUAUAAUAACGAAUAGUAUCGAAGAAAAAAAAACGUUGAUACUGAAUGGUCAAUUAUUUAAUCAUCUCUAACGGACUGAAACUUGAACCCAGAGAAAUGAAAUUUACUAAACGAAACAAUUGUUUCCGUAACUCGUGAAAGUGCUUGCACUUUGAUUCAGCGAACAUUGUCCAGUACAUAUAAUACUAUGCAUCCAGCAACUCGAAAAAUGUAAACUGGUAACCGGUGGUAUUGAUUCGCGCAUCGACACGCGACCGCUCUCGCGCUAUAGCUAAAAUUGAAACAUCUCCGUGACAAGUAUCGCACGCGACGCAAAAACCAAUCGCCGGCGUGGAUCCACACGGAGAUUCCCGAUUAGGUAGUUCGCUUGAAUGUUAGGUAAAAAAAAGGUUUUUAGAGAAAGUAGCCAAUUAGCGAGAUGGAGACUAGACAAUUGAUGGGAUCGAUAGCCGAUAGUACGAAAAUGCAUAUUAAUACUUAAUAUAUAUGUAUAUAGGUGGAGUAUUUACAUGUAUCUAUGUCAAAACUAUCGUGAAUUAUACUUAGCGAAAUAUAGACGAACGACUAGAGAAACGGACACUUCGUGUUUCCUAGAAAACGAGUAGACGAGUUUGCGAAGACGACAGUUAGCUGAAAUUUUAGGGAUCUUUCCGUUACCCCGACUAAACCGCUGGCUAGGUGCACACUCGUUUAUCGCUGAUAACGCGACUUUUCUCGGCCGUUCGUUCGCAUCGUCUCGUCGACAAAAGAGUCGGUACGAGAGCAGUCCGCCUCUUCAUAUCAGUCGAUUCCGACGGCAGAUUUCCUAGCGGAUGUUUCUUAGUAAUAAUUUUCCAGCUGGUCCCGAACGCGGACUGCGACGUUUUAAUUGUAAAUAUCCGAAAUUAUUUCAAAUUCGCGUUCCUAUCUCUGCCGCAGCCUAAUCUCAGCGCGGGCAACGGAGCGCUUUUGAUUGCACCAGGGGCGUGCAGAGCGCGCGGUAGGCGUGGCUCGCACGGCUGCUCCGCGCUCGAUCGGAGCCAAUCCGUGUCCACGUCCGGCCCAAGGAUUCGAAGUAAGCGUUUCUAAUUGGCUUUGGUGCUCGCGUCGAUUUUAGGUUCGGCGGGUUUUCCCGGUGAUUUGUUUCCUUAUUCCUUUCUCCGGGAUCGUCUCGGACGAUCCUCUAGGCGAAUUUGGUAGUCAAUUAUAGUUCCUGUAUUGUUAAUAUUUAUAUUUCACGUUGUUGGGCAAUCCGGUCGACAUCGGGCUUAUCGACCGGGCCGAUUCGUUUACCGUGCACGGAGCCCCGUGCACGGCGACACACCACAUAUCGAUGAUGAGAAUGAAUAGUGAAUAUCAGCAGUAUCUUGCCAGCGGGUUUACGACUCGCGCCUUUCUUUUCCCCGCUUGUUCCGCAUUAUCGAGAAGAGAAUAAGAAGCGAUUCGAAUGAUUCUCUAGGUGUUUUAGAUAUUCCACUGCAACGACAAUUACAUUUUCCCGUCCAUGGGCUCUCUCGGACAACGACGACCGAUGGAGAACGGAAACGCGACGGGGAUACGCGCAGCACAAUUGCAUUAUCCACACGCAAUCGUUUCAUAGAGCACGGCACUAGUCUAGCUAAAUUCACGGUAAUAAUACUUUAUUGCGAGCCGAGCGGGGGUAAACUCGUGUUUCGUUGAAUGGUCCAACGGAGCCGAUAUUUUCGAAAUUGUCUUUCAUGUGCCGUCGUUCCGGCGCCGGGCCCGGUCGGGCCCCUCCAACCGGAAACGACGGCGAAUCAUGCACGGAAAAUGUAUGAAGUCGUGUCGAUGUUUGUUAGUAGUAGCGUAAAUUAGGAUCUUGAUGGAUCCUCAAUCAAAUUCAGCGAUCGAAUGUCGCAACGAUUGGUACGCUUGGGUGUGUCUAAGAGAAACAAAACGGGAGGUAAAUAUAUAUAAAAUAUAAUAAGCGAGAAAAAUCCAGAAAAAAAAAGAUGUUUGCCAAUAUAGAGAGUGUCCCGCGAAUCAUCCGCGUCGCAGGCUAAAUUUUCUCAGGGAAAUGUUAACCGGGAAGCAGUGAUCCGUGAACGUAGAACCGAUCGAUCGCGGUCGAUCUUCUUUCGCGACACCGGCAGGAUCUCGACCGGCGGAACAGCGAAUAUCCGUCGCAAGAAUGCGUGUUUGUCUUUUAUAUUAUUAUUAUUAUUAUUAUUAUUAUUAUUAUUAAGCUAAAGUUGAAGGGACUGCAAUUUACGAACGAUCGUAAAUGUUUUUGUUCGAUCGCGAAACGUUAUAUUAUUAUCCAAAGAUUCGUAGAUAUCGGGUGAUCAUUGCGGUCGGAAAGUUUUAAAUGCAAUAAUUCCAUUUUCUUUUUAGCUCCCUGAAAAUAAUUGCAGUUUUCGUUUGGUUCCGAUCCCCGCGAAAUUCGUACGCGAGCCGUUCGAAGCGAUUCGAAACCUAACGUCGCCUCGAACCUUCGGUUCGCGUAAACGAAGAAAAUGGAUAAAUUCGAUGUUCCCGACCACUGCUUCCGAUGAUACGAGAUCCUGCGGGGGUCCGGUUCACACGCGUCGUGCAACGAGAGAGAAGGUUAAUGCGAUUUCGUGGCCGUCAUGCGCAUAAUUUGCUCGCACGAAGACAAUCGUUUUACGCCAUUACAGAAAGUAAAAAAAAAACGCUCUGCUGAUUCAGGGUAACGGGUCAUCGACGGGGAGGGGGGAAAAGGGAGUAAAAAAAAAAACGACAAAACUAAUAAUAAUAAUAAUAAUGAAAAAAAAGAGAAUACUAAAUAAUAGUAACCGAAGAAACGAACAUCGAUGUCGCGAGGGGAAUACUUGGUUUGCGGACCAUUAAAUACCAAACACUAUACAACGAUCGCGUUACAAUAAUUAUUUAACAUAGGACCGGAAACGAAGGAUUGCGACGAGAUCCGACCAUCCGUUCAUGAAUCGAGAACUGUGUAGAGGGGCCGUGAUCGGGGCCCGACCGCCGAAAAUCAUCUCCGGAGAUCCGAUCGCGAUGGGAAUCGAUGGUCAAAAAUCGAUUCGACGCGGGGAAACGAAGGAUCGUCUCGAUAUAUCCGAUCGCGAUAGGAUUCCUUGCCGUAUUGCGGUGAAAUCGGUUAGUAAAUUUGAUUGAGGACGUUAUUUAAGGAUAAUAGUUCCGUGUACGUUUCUCGGCUAGUAGCGAGGUUCGGCUAGGUUUCGUGUUAGGACAUCCCCGUGAUAAUAUUUGUUCCGUGGAUUUCGAUCUGGAGAUACGAGGGAAGCGAGAUGCGUGUAUUUUGCUGGAAUUGUCGUGUGGUCGAUACAUUCGCAAGCAUGGACACGCCAAGUUAAGAGAAGGAGAGAGAGAGAGAGAGGGCGAUGUAUAUGUCGAAUGUGAGAAAGUUGCGCUUGAUAAAUCUUCUUGAUACCAUUUCAGAAUGGUCGUUCCGACCUCUCUUAUUUCUUCGGCGUCCAUACGGUUCAGAUAGGAUUAAUAGAUAACCGGAUCUCGAACGAUCCGGUUCAACGUAGACAUCGCCUAUCUUAGAUUGAAGUUAGCUCCGCGAUUCUGAGUGUACACUCGACUGUCACACACGCGAAAAACUGUUUUCCACUAUGCAACGUGAUUUAUCCGUCGGUAUCUAUCGAAUUUUCUAUAUAUCGCGGGAUUUUCGAAUCGCUGUCUCGUUAACGAUAAGCCACUUCAAUUCGUUCGUUGAUCCUUUGCACUUCGUCGACCGCGAAGAUACAUGCAACGCGUACCUCUCCGCAGCUUGUAUCGACAACAAUAAUAACCGUAUUCUUUCUACUUCUCUGUUCCGAUCGAGCGAAAAAGACAAAAGCCAACGAAGCCGAGUCUUUUGAUUCUCGAAAGCUUGAUUGUCUCGCGCGUGUAACAAUGCUCGGUAGUAUUAAGGGUUAAUUAAUCUAAUGGUAAACGACCUAAUUCUUUGCUUACACGCAUAAACAUAUAUACGUAUUGGUCAAAGCAUAACGACGAUCGAGGUUCCGCCGAUUAAUUCGACCGCGAGUUACGUCCUACAGGUUUGUUCUUCUUUUUAUUUUCUCAUCAUCGAGUUCGCGUUGACAGCGACAACGCUGUUCAAUCGUCCCGAGAUCGGGGACAAUUAACGAUUACCGGGAUGUAACUCUUGAUCGAAUUAAUUGCUAGGUUUUUAUCGGCGUCGAUAAUGCGAUUACGAUUACAUUUUAUCCGAGGAGUGCGCAGCGCUCGCGUGUAAUUCGAACGGUUCGAAGGUGCAUCAGAUUGUAAGAAGUUCGCAAUUUCACCGCACAUGUUGCAGAAAUGUUCGGUUGUUCCGCGAAUCUCUAGGCUCGCGAUUACCCAAGCGGAUUUUCCUGUUACGGUUAAUUCGCUGCCUCUUAAUCCGUUAACGAGAAAUCGUUCUCGACGAUAUAGUUCUUCUGGAAAGAUCUGCUUCGAAUAAAUUAUAGACAAACGAUUUCAGCAUGAAAUUAUUCAACCAAAUAAUAAAGCAUUCCAACAUGGAAUUACGAUCACGGCGCAAUGUCGACAGAGUCGCCACAGAUUCGCGAAACGACUUGUCGCGUGCAUCUCGAACAAUUCUCGUCGUUGCAGGCCGAAAGACCGUUCACCGUCAAGUUCAAAGCGAGGAUUACGUAUUCGAACCUUUCGACGUUCAAUCAAACUAAAUCUAAUUCGUCCUUGGAAACGCACCGAACACGCGUUUUAAAACCCGUGCCCCGCGGAUACGUAUUCUAAGCAACACCAAAAAUUCGUCGAUCUCGCCGUGCAAUACUGAAAAUAAAAUUCGCCUUAAGAAGUUCGCACGUUUCGCGGCUGCCACGACGCACGAAAUUCACGAAAAAAAAAAAACAAACGAUCGAACGAAUGACGAAAACGAAGGAGGACGAGGCGAAAGAGAAGAAGAAAUACCGAACAAAAAAAAAAGAAAAAGAAAAAAUAACGAGAAAUAGCGAACAAA